AUGGAAAAGAAAAUAGAUCACAAACUUGAGCCUGAAAUCUCCCAUGACUCUCUACCCGAACAAAGGGCUCCUCCACCCAAGACAUUGACCCAGAAGCUCGAAAAUCCUCUCAAGGGCAUCCCACACGAUAAGCUUUAUGAGGAUGCAACCGCUUUUGCGCACGAGUAUGGGCUUGGGGAUGAUGCUGAAAAAAUUGCAAAGGGUGCUUUGGUUGCGCAAGAUCCAAAAAGAUUAGAGAUGCUAUCUCAGCUCACCGACGACGACAAAGAGGCUUUCCGAAGGGAGUCAACACACAAAUUACAUCAGACACGUGAGCUUUGGCUGCUAGUAGCCUGUUGCAGUGUUGGUGCUGUCGUUCAGGGCAUGGAUGAAACAGUCAUAAAUGGUGCACAACUCUUCUAUCCACAGGAUUUGAAUAUCAACCCCGAUGUCGAUGUCUGGCUGUUUGGUUUGGUUAAUUCAGCGCCAUACCUAGCAUGUGCAGUUCUUGGCUGCUGGCUUACUAGCCCUCUUAACAGAUUUUUUGGGAGACGUGGUACUAUCAUGAUCACUGCCUUCCUGUCGUUCGCAACCUGCAUUUGGUCAGCCGUUACAAAUUCCUGGCAACAUCUCUUUGUUUCCAGACUUGUGCUAGGAUUAGGUAUCGGUCCAAAGAGCGCAACAGUUCCGGUUUUUGCUGCUGAAACAACCCCAGCCAACAUUAGAGGUGCACUCGUUAUGAUGUGGCAAUUUUGGACAGCUUUCGGUAUUAUGUCUAAGAUUUCAAUCAUAGUAGGAUUUGUCGCUGAUUUAAUCUUCUACCACGUCAAAGACACAGCUAACAUCGAUGGUUUAAACUGGAGAUUAAUGCUUGGUAGCGCUGGUAUUCCAGCAUUAGUCGUUAUGGGCGUCAUACCAUUCAUCCCAGAAUCACCACGUUAUCUGAUGGGCAAAGGCAAGAAAAAUUAUCCUAAGGCUUUAAGAGCCUUGAAGCGCUUACGUCCGAGCGAUCUUCAAGCUGCGCGUGACAUCUACUACAUUCACAUCUGCAUGACCGAAGAAAUGAAAAUGAUUCAAGGGAAGUCAGCGUGGUUCAGAUUUUUAGAGCUCUUUACCAUUCCAAGAAACCGUAGAGCUACCGCAGCUUCCGCCAUCGUCAUGUUUGGUCAACAAUUCUGCGGUAUUAAUGUAUGUGCUUAUUAUAGCUCUAACAUUUUUGUUAGAGCUGGAUUCAGUGAAUUGAAUGCACUCUUAGCAUCUUGGGGAUUCGGUAUGAUCAACUUCCUCUUUGCAAUCCCGGGAUUCUUUACAAUUGACAGAUAUGGACGUCGAGCAUUGCUUUUGAUUGGUUAUCCUACCAUGUGCGCUAUGCUUUUGGUCGUCGCCUUAGGAUUCCUGGCUCCAUUCGACAAACAAAUCAUUCCAGUCGCGAUUGGAGUAUAUCUCUUUACGGUUCAGUACAGUUACACCUCAGGACCUGUUCCAUUUACAUACAGCGCUGAAGUAUUCCCGCUGUCACAUCGUAAUCUCGGGAUGAGUCUGGCGACGGCGAUUCUAUGGCUCUUCAACUUCAUCCUCUCGAUUACCUUCCCAGCGCUUCAAGAAGCAUUUACUUCUUCAGGUGCAUUUGGAUGGUACGCCGCAUGGUGCGCUGCUCUCUUCUGUCUCGCCUUUUUAUUCGUUCCUGAAACAAAGAGCUUGACGCUAGAAGAGUUGGACCAAGUCUUCAGCACCCCUACUCGCGUCCACAUCGCUUACCAAUUCAGACAGAUUCCGUGGUUCAUCAACCGGUACUUAUUCGGUCGGAAAUUACCAAAGGAGGAGCUUUACGUCUUUGAUGAGGAAGUCAAGCCAGGGGAAGGCUCAUCAGCUUAA
This is a messenger RNA of Wallemia ichthyophaga EXF-994, 1854 nucleotides long. Its product is annotated as Arabinose-proton symporter. The transcript is spliced from 5 exons. Gene Ontology annotation, cellular component: membrane. Gene Ontology annotation, molecular function: myo-inositol:proton symporter activity. Bases 1 to 1854 code for a protein of 617 amino acids. The record is from RefSeq and is a predicted model, not a curated record. NCBI's taxonomy places the organism in Eukaryota, Fungi, Basidiomycota, Wallemiomycetes, Wallemiales, Wallemiaceae. Gene Ontology annotation, biological process: transmembrane transport.